AUGCUCUUUCAACAUGACAGAUGUAUAUUUUAAAGUGACAGCACGCUAUUUGUUUGUCAAAAUCCAGUUGAACUAAACAUUAUUCUACCCACAGAUUAAUUUUAUAACAAUAUCAUUUCCUAAUAUAGGUAUAUUUACUAAAAAUGGGUGACGUUGACGCAAAAAAGAGUAAAGUAUCGAUGAUGGCCGUCAAAAGCCACUCGAAGACUCGAUCCAUGGCUGCCAUGGGUCUGAAGUCCAUGAGCAGAAUGAGGGUCAGAAGAGCAUCGUAUGGAUUCAGCAGUGUUGCCGGUUUACGACCAAUCGAGAAAGCCUCAACGCUCGCGAUAGAGUUCAAGCGGCCCCCAUUGCUUUACUUAAAUACUUACCAAUUGAAUCCGCAUCCGGAUGAACGUUUCCACGUGCCGUCCGUUACAAAGGCCACCAAUGAACUGCUCGACGAACAUUUCACUGGGCAUAAAUACAACGCUCAGGAGUCACCAGCAAUAGCACUGCGUUUGGCCGGGGAACUGAUGCGUAAAGUGAAGUUAAUGGCGUUCAACAGAUACAGGGUGAUCACUGUGGUCACCAUCGGUCAGAAGCGAGCGCAAAGCUACAACAACGCUAUUAGCUUCCUUUGGGAUUUCGAGAGAGACGCCUACGUCGAUGUUCAGAGAGAAGAGAACACUUGUUUCAUCCAGGUUACUACUUUCGGUGUUUAUCUUGAUUGAAUGAAUGCGACCGAGAAAGAAUGAUUUUCCGUAGAUAAUUUUCGGUCGGUAUUAACUAUGGUUGAUGGAAUUUCUUUUUAAUUAGUUGUAAUUUUUGGCACUGAACAGACCAAGAUGUUCAUGAAGGUGUUCAGCAAGUUUCUGUCUCAUAUUUUUUUGUCUUUAUUGUAGUCUUAUUUGUAUUAUUCUGUGUUAGUAUUAAUCAUGUAUUUUAUUUUAAUAACUUGAGUGUGGAACAAUGUAUAUGAAUAAA
Molecule: messenger RNA, 963 nt
Organism: Manduca sexta (tobacco hornworm)
Lineage: Eukaryota; Metazoa; Arthropoda; Insecta; Lepidoptera; Sphingidae
Product: tctex1 domain-containing protein 2
Exons: 3
Coding region: 144-710 (188 amino acids)
Biological process (GO): microtubule-based movement
Cellular component (GO): cytoplasm; cytoplasmic dynein complex
Molecular function (GO): dynein intermediate chain binding
Source: RefSeq, a predicted model, not a curated record